Messenger RNA from Dothidotthia symphoricarpi CBS 119687, 1807 nucleotides. RefSeq lists its product as uncharacterized. The record is from RefSeq and is a predicted model, not a curated record. Lineage: Eukaryota; Fungi; Ascomycota; Dothideomycetes; Pleosporales; Dothidotthiaceae. The transcript has 2 exons. The coding region runs from base 173 to 1651 and encodes 492 amino acids.
UUGACAAUAGAUUGAAAGCGUGGCUCGUAGUGACGGUGGAUGAGACGUUGGUAUCCUGUACGCUAUCUUAGAACGCUUUGCCGCGUUUAUUGCCCCCUUCACGCGCCUUGAAAUUCUAUCUCCUUGACCCACAUCAAUAUAUCAGCCGGCAAACACCACACACUAGACGAGUAUGGACUCUGCCGAAGGACAAAGUCUGGUUUGGCCGGCACCAGGCGAUUCUCACGGCGAUCGCCAAGCGGCGUACAAUUGUAGUUGUGGUAACGACGAUCGAGCAAAUGCCUGUUGCUGUUCCGAGUGUCAUGCCAAUCUACGACAAGGAGACGCGCCAUGUAGCUAUCUAGGACGCUGUGUUGAGCCACUGGCAUGGUUAAUCGAGGAUGCUCCAGUUCCACAUCAAAACAACUGUCUGCUUUUUACCGCCCUUCCAAGGGAACUGCGCGAAAUGAUCUACGCCUAUGCGCUCACAGGUGUAGGGCGCUUUCCGACGACCCGUCACAAUAAAUCAAGCGAGACAUGGUCGAACCGGGACAGGAAUAGUCCGAUUCCAACUACAGAUAUCGCAGUCAAUUUAUUGCGUACGUGCCGGGCGAUUUAUUUAGAGACAUAUACACUUCCACUCAGUCUCAACCCUUUUGUUGACUCCACAGACCGGCCGCAAUGGGAGAUGGAGCAGAGGGUAAACAAGUUACUGCCAUGGCAGUUUGCAUGUAUCCAGAGUCUGGAUGUGCAUGUUUCACAAGUCUUUCUCGAAGGCUCAGGACUCUGGGACCGUCUUCUUGCAUGGGAACCGCAGCAACGUCGUUCAAGUGUUUGCAUAGCGCCACAUUCCUACAAGUUUGAAGGACAAACACGACAUAUAACCAAAUUUCCACGGUCUUUCGGCUUUUCACUUCACCCUGCCCACAAGCAUAGCGAACGGCAACGCUUUUCUGACGUAUUUCAACGGACUGACACUCUGCUCGACUUACCUGGGCUUCCCUUAUCUACGGCCAUGCGUGUCAGGUUGGCGAGACCACUUGUUUGUCUUACCCUUCGUCUUUCGCGUACGGACUGGUGGACCUGGACCGAUAAUCCAAACUUGACUGGCGAGACCAAUCAACUGGCUCUCGACCCUGCUAUUGGUGACGGAUCCCAAUACGCGCCUAAACGUCCUACUACUAUUCGUAUGCAGCAACUCGCAGAAGAACGUCGUACUGGACUAUUUCCAAGCGCAAAACAUCAGAGCUCAGCCAAUCGUAGUAAAAGUAGUAAAUCUCAAGAACCAGGUUGGGCUGCUGAGAUUGGACGAUUUCCAGAUUUGAAAAGAUUGGAAUUGGUACUGGAGACGUUCGUGGAAAAACAGCAGCAGUUGGAGAACGUGGUGGAAUGUGCGAAAACAUGGAAGUUCCCAAUAGAGGGUUCGCGGUUCGAGCUGGCGUGGGACGGUCAGAUUGAGGAAAGCAGAUGGGGAAAGGCUAGCGUUGAAUCAACAACCGGCAACGGGCCCCCAUCCAUGUUCACAAGAAGCAUGGAACGUAUUGGACUGCUUAGGAGGCGAAAUGAUAACCAACAAACGACUCCAUGGUUUCUCAAGAGUGCCGAGUUCGAGGUUCGGACUGUUACCUUCUCGCGCAGACGGGCACAACGGAAUAGCAACUCGGAAACAUAGAGACAACGAUAAACGAAAUGAUGAUAGGUGCUCGCAAGGUCUAUGUAGUUGACAGGUCUAUCCCCCGAUUGCGCAUCCCAUGAUACGCCUUCCCAAUCCAAAGCAUCUGUUCGUGCUCUCUUAGAUACCUCUCUCCUCCAAAGGACUUUUCCACAA